CUUUCCGGAUUAAUUGCAAUUGCGAUCCCACACCGAGCGCAUGCACACGCACGCACCACCAUAAUUUAGUUUCCCAGCCCAGUACGUACGGGUCGCCGUGCUCGCCCAACCAAGGCGCGCGCGCGGCUCUACUAGUACCGCCUGCUCCCGUCAUGGCCGCACCCGCGCUGGCCAAGCGCCCCUGCGACCACCCUACCACCUCCUCCUCCUCCUGCCGCGACACCAAGCGCCACCGCCCGAUCACCGCACCGGCGCCGCCCACGAUGGAGAGGCACGACGACGAAGCUGCUCCCUCGCCGUCGCCGUCGCCGUCGCAGCCGCUGCUCCCGGGCCUGCCGGACCACCUGGCCCAGCUCUGCCUCACCCCGCUCCCGCCGCGCCUACUCCACGCCGUGUGCCGCCCCUGGCGCCGCCUGCUCUACGCGCCCUCCUUCCCGCCCUUCCCCGCCCUCUACGCGCUCCUCGAGGACACCAUCAACGGCCACGCCCCCUCCUUCGCGGCCUACGACCCGAUCGCCGCCCGCUGGGACGCGCUCCCGCCGCCCCCCAUGCCGUCCCCGCCCCCGACGCUCUGCCACCCGUCCUUCCUCUCCCGCCGCCUCCCGCUCCAGUGCGUCGCCGCGGCGGGGCGGCUCGUGCUCGUCGCCGGCUCCACGCACUCCCUCCGCCCGGCGCUCCCCCGCCCGCUCGUCUUCGACCCGGCCGGCCCGCGCUGGCACGCCGGCCCGCGGGUCCCGCUCGCCCCGCGCAGGUGGUGCGCGGCGGGGGCGGCGCGCGGGCGGGUGUUCUUGGCCGGGGGCGUCGGCGCCGGGUACGACCUCGCCGUCGCGCGCUCCGGCGCGUGCUGGGACCCCGCGGCCGCGCCGUCGUCCGCGGCGUGGGAGCCGGCCCCGCCGCUGCGGGACGGGCGGUUCAGCCGGGACGCGGCCGAGGCGGUCUGCUCCCGCGGGAAGGUCUGCAUGGUCAGCCUCCGUGGCCGCGGCGCGAAGGAGGGUGCCGUCCUCGACCUCGACGAACGGCGGUGGGAGGACAUGCCGCCCGGGAUGCUUGCUGGGUGGAACGGCCCUGCCGCGGCGUCCCCGGACACCGGCGACGCGAUCUUUCUGGUGGACGAGGAGCUCGGAGCGCUCAACGCGUACGACUGGGAGGCGGACCGGUGGCGGACGGUGACCGAGGCCGAGCCGCUCAAGGGCGCGUCGGAGAUGGCGGCCGGCGGUGGCAGGGUGUGCGUCGUGGCGGACUGCGGCAAGAAGGUGGUGGUCGUGGACGUCACGACCACGGCUAAGGCGACGACGACGAGGAGAAACUCCACGUCAACGUCCACGGCGGCGCCGCGCAUGUGGGAGGUGGAGGCGCCGGAAGGGCGGCGGAUCGUGUCCCUGCACGUGCUGCCCAGGAUGACACGACCCGAUCAGUAGGCUUCCUCCCUCCCUUCCCGCCACGCCCACUGUACAAAAAACAAAGCCUCGGUCGAUCAGCGUUCACCUCCUCCGUUGACAUGAUUUUUGGCGAUCUCGCCGAGAUUUUGUUUGAUUUGAUUCCUGCGUGCUUAUGUUCAGGCUGGAACCAAGAUUUUUUGGAGGUGCAAGAUAGAUUUUCAGUUUUUGAUUCUUGCGUCCCUCUGUACUCCAGUUCUGUCGUCCAUAGAGCAAAAGCAGGGUUCGAUUUUUUGUUUUCUGGCGAGAUACUCCAGGUACACAUACAUACAAGGAUGAAAUGCAAUAAAAUGAAAUGAGAAAUGGACUGCCGCUAAACUGCAA
Messenger RNA from Lolium rigidum, 1760 nucleotides. Its product is annotated as F-box/kelch-repeat protein SKIP25. Gene Ontology annotation, molecular function: protein binding. NCBI's taxonomy places the organism in Eukaryota, Viridiplantae, Streptophyta, Magnoliopsida, Poales, Poaceae. The transcript has a single exon. Bases 153 to 1418 code for a protein of 421 amino acids. The record is from RefSeq and is a predicted model, not a curated record.